Molecule: messenger RNA, 3451 nt
Organism: Balaenoptera acutorostrata (minke whale)
Lineage: Eukaryota; Metazoa; Chordata; Mammalia; Artiodactyla; Balaenopteridae
Gene: NTM
Product: neurotrimin
Exons: 8
Coding region: 717-1784 (355 amino acids)
Cellular component (GO): neuron projection
Source: RefSeq, a predicted model, not a curated record
CCGCCGCCGCCGCCGCCGCGGAGACCGCCCAGCCGAGACCGGCCGCCUCGCGGCGGCUGCAGCGCGCAUUUGGGCUCGGACGAAGUUGACCGAGGCGGCUGCUGCAGCAGCAUCCCCGGUCCGGAUCGCGCGAAGCCCGGCGUAGCCUCUCCUCCUGGCUCACCCCUGCGCCUCCUGCGUGUUCCACUUUCCUGCUCUGCUAUUGUUACAGACUGUGUCCUGCUGGCCACCCUGCCUCUGAAACUUAUAAAGAAAGUGUUGGAUUUGCCCUUGUUGGAACUGAGGAAUUCAGACCAUCUCUGGGUAGCCGGAUCUAACCCACUCCCUGUCCCCUUUUGGUACCAAAGUGCUCUCUCCUCUCCAAAGUGCCAUGCCUGAGCUGUUAACGGGAGGAAGGGGCUCCUGAGACGCGCCCCGCACCUUUGCACCUGUCUUUGCUCUUCGCCUCUCUCGGCCACCUUCCCGGCCGAAGCAGCACCGAGGGAGACCCCUUUGGAUGUUCUCCGUGGAAACCGCUUCUCCGAGGCUGGAGCGCUGAGGCUGGUUUUGGGGAGGAACACCAGACUUGCAGGAGUCUGCGCGCUUUUCUCCUGCCCGCGCCUCCGGGUCCCCGUGCUCGCUCCCCCGCCUCACCCCACCCCACCCACUUCCUGUGCGCGCCCAGGGGGCGUGUGCCGAGCGGCUGCCGGAGUUCUGGGAAGUUGUGGCCGUCGAGGAUGGGGGUCUGUGGGUACCUGUUCCUGCCCUGGAAGUGCCUCGUGGUCGUGUCUCUCAGGCUGCUGUUCCUUGUACCCACAGGAGUGCCCGUGCGCAGCGGAGAUGCCACCUUCCCCAAAGCGAUGGACAACGUGACGGUCCGGCAGGGGGAGAGCGCCACCCUCAGGUGCACGAUUGACAACCGGGUCACCCGGGUGGCCUGGCUGAACCGCAGCACCAUCCUCUACGCCGGGAACGACAAGUGGUGUCUGGACCCCCGCGUGGUCCUCCUGAGCAACACCCAGACCCAGUACAGCAUCGAGAUCCAGAACGUGGACGUGUACGACGAGGGCCCGUACACCUGCUCUGUGCAGACGGACAACCACCCCAAGACCUCCCGGGUGCACCUCAUCGUGCAAGUAUCUCCCAAAAUUGUAGAGAUUUCUUCCGAUAUCUCCAUCAACGAAGGCAACAAUAUCAGCCUCACCUGCAUAGCAACGGGUCGACCAGAGCCGACGGUUACUUGGAGACACAUCUCCCCCAAAGCUGUGGGCUUUGUGAGCGAAGACGAGUACUUGGAGAUCCAGGGCAUCACGAGGGAGCAGUCGGGGGACUAUGAGUGCAGCGCCUCCAAUGAUGUGGCUGUCCCAGUGGUGCGGAGAGUCAAGGUCACCGUGAACUAUCCUCCAUAUAUUUCAGAAGCUAAGGGGACAGGUGUCCCCGUGGGACAGACGGGGACGCUGCAGUGUGAAGCCUCCGCGGUUCCCUCGGCAGAAUUCCAGUGGUACAAGGAUGACAAAAGGCUGGUUGAAGGAAAGAAGGGGGUCAAAGUGGAAAACAGACCUUUCCUCUCCAAACUCAUCUUCCUCAACGUCUCUGAACAUGACUAUGGGAACUACACGUGUGUGGCCACCAACAAGCUGGGCCACACCAACGCCAGCAUCACACUGUUCGAAGUCAAAACCACAGCUCUGACCCCUGGGAAAGGCCCGGGCGCCAUCAGCGAAGUGAGCAAUGGAGCGUCGAGGAGGGCUGGCUGCGUUUGGCUGCUGCCUCUUCUGGUUUUGCACCUACUUCUCAAAUUCUGAUGUGAGUGCCACUUUCCCCGCCGGGGAGAAGCCGCCGUCACCGCCACCACCAACACAUCAGCCGCGGCGACCAGGAGCAACGCGAGCACCCCCGUCCUAAAGCAGAUCCAAUCCCACGAAAUUCAGAGCCUAAGGGGACACCAAUUCCAGGGAGGGGGACAGAGAAGACUUUGGGAAAACAGGUUGAACAAGGACAUUGGAAAUCGCCUCGCAGACACGUAGGUACAGCUGAGUUUUCUUUCUUUUUCCAAACGGGAAGAAUGCACGCGGCUUUGGACCCACCCGCAAGCUGCAUGGCGUGACCUCCGUUACCAGUCGGGCAAGGGCUCAGCCGCUCUGCCCACCACAGUGCCCCCACCCCCAAGGAAAGUUCUGGAGUCGGCCACCCCCGAUUCAAUCAGUCAGUAGAGAAGAACUCAGAGGGAGGCUUGCAGGCCCAUUCCUGAACUGUGUCCCUAUUGUGUGUGUGAUGAAACGCAGCAACAAAAAGAUAAAUAAAAAGGAAAACUAAACAAGACAGCCUGUCAGCUACAAUCAUCCCACAAUCAACAGUCACAAAAGAUAUUGUUAAACUUUUUUGUUUUGUUUUCAUUUUACUACAUGGACAUCAUGGAUCAUAAGGGAUUCUGAUUCAUUAUUAAUUUUAUUAAUUAUAUUUUCUGAUAUGAGUCUAAAACUUAGUGCAAAAACAAGACAAAACUAAAAAAGUACACAAGUGAAAGGGGUGAAGAGAAGUAUGUUUGUUAAACGUUAAGCAUGGAUAGUAUACUUGUUACCCAGGUUUACAGCGGGUGGACAACACACCAGGCAUUAGCCACCUGCUGAGGAUUUGGCAAAUCCACCAAAAAAAAUAAAAAUCCACACAUACAAUUUAACCAACAUCUCCACCAGCGCUACAGAUUUCUUCUUAUUCUGGCAUUUAUUGCAGACAAUACUACACUUCUACAUGCUGUUUAGAAACGGAAGGGGGACCUGCACCAUAUCUUGAGUUUACUGGCGAUGCUUCUUUUGAUGACAUAUAUUAUACAGUAUAUAUAUACAUAUUUUUUUGUUUUGUUAGGGUUCUAGCCAUUUUCUUUCUCAGCAGGGUCCUUUCUCAGACAUUACUGCAUGCUGUAUAUGGCGUUAGCUGUGUGUUGCUCUUCUAAAAGAUGAUAGAGUUUACUGGUAAUUGUGUAAUCAGCUCCUGCCUUUUUAUUUUCUUGGGUUAUUCACAUGUCAGAGACAUUUCUGAAGAGUGAAAAGAGAAACAAAACACUAACACAAGGCGCAGCAUCUUUUCCAGGGGCCGCUCUCGGAGGCGAGGGCUAACGCGGGGGGCUUCUCCGUCAUGCCUCGGGCACGGACAGACAGCAAGCAGCCGGACCAACUCAGCAGCCAGUAACCACUCGCUUUAGCCCGUUAUGGGAAUCUCUGAUGCCUUUGUGACCACUGGAGAAUCGAAUCCUCUUGGUUUAUUUUAUUUAAUUUCCCACCUUUGUGUGCGUGUGUAUGAAAGAGAAGAAAACACAGAUUUUAGGUAAACUUUUCUUCCUCCCCCGAAGUCUGGGAACCAGAGGAGCCUCGGGGAGGGGUCGUGAUGUGAUGAGGGCAGGUGGGAUUAGGGGCUGGGGGAGGGAGGGGUUGUCUCUGACUUGACAUUAAAAAGUGUUCCAUGUCCCUCUUUA